UUGUGAAUUUUUAUUCUGGUAUCAUGCAAUGUAUAUCUCACUAGUAAGCCUAAGUACGACCAGGGCAUGUUCGGGUCAGGUUCGUGUGGUAUUGUUUGGGGCUUGGUCCAGGAAGGUAGACUCGUUGGCGCCAGACACAUCUGGCUUCCAUUAACGACUGCUAAGAUACACAUGAUGUAGAGCUGAGGAGGCAACUGCGGGGUCAUAGGUCAGCCAACAGCCCCAUCUGCGCGCUCCCGCGUGGAGGGAAGCGCAAGAGUAUAAGGUUUAGGACGAGAGUAGACAAAGGGACUCGACAUCUUGGCUAGGGCGCGAGGCACUUCUCUCUGACAUCGGUUGAAUAAAAUCUUUCCCCAAUCAGCCAUGUGUGACUGAAGUUUUCCUUCCCCAAGCCAGCCACUUUUUCACCAUCUUGUUUGGAAGACCAGCUGACCAUCGAAGAGAAUUCACCACAAUUUUGGCGUCACGAACAGUUCUCUUGUCCUUCGGGGAGCCCUCGCCCGCCUGGGUGCGAGCAUCGAGCGUCCGGCCGGCAGGCUGAGUUUGAGACGGUGGACGCACACGUCUCCUCCCAGAGGACAAAGAGACACUGACGGAACUCCCAGGUCGUCUGAGGAAAAGCUUCGUGGAGCGCCGCCCCCAAAAUUCUUAAGGCCAGUGUGAUUUUGUCCACAAACUCUUGUGUGUUACCCUCACUUGGGUACAAGGUAUUACAUAACGGGCUUGACAACAGACUGAUCGACAUAAACUGAUGUUCGGUUGUUUGCAAACAGGUGACAUCACGAAUUUUAAUCUUAGCGCAGGGGAUUGCGGGUCAUAACUAUACGGAACCAAACACAUAUCGAACCAACAUUCGUGUAUAACGGUCGUGAGAAACAUCUGAAGUUGGCAAAAUCUGAUUGCAUUGUCUUAUGUGUUUUGUGACCUCUGGUGCUUGAUUAUUUUCUGAUCGAAAAAAAAAAAAACAAAAAAAAAAAAAAACAAAAAAAAAAAAAAAACAUGGGGGACAGGAGCAUUACCAGUCCAACAGUGACCCCCAUAGAGGUUGUGUUGAAAAAUAACCCGCUUAUCAAAGGGGUUAAAGACAUUUCGAAAAAAUGGAGCAAGAGAUGGCCUGACAUUGAGAGGCCCUGGCCGGUGGAAGGGACUUUUAACCGGGAAGUGAUUGAGAUUAUACGUGUACUCGUAAUGACAUACAAAGCAGGAGUCAAAAAAGGGAAAAAAGGGGAAAAGAGAAAGGAAAAAAGGGAAUUGGAAUUGGGAUUGUUGAAAAUAUUUGACGAACAGGGAAAAAAAUUGGAUCAGGAGCUUAAACAGAAAAAAGAGGAAAUCACAGCUGAUGUACUGAAGAAUGUGGAAGAAGCUAGGAAGCUAAUGGAAAAAGUUAAUACACCUUUCUCACAUGUGGCCCCGGUUAAGAGUCCCCCGCCGUACGAUGUGAGUGAUAAACGUAAUGUCUAUCCGCAACUCCCGGUAGUUAACCAAGAAGGUAGCUAUCAGUUGGAGACCGAAGACAAGAGCAUCGUCGAAACCGGAAGAGCUAGGACCACCAUUGUUAUGCGUCCUAGCCUGACCCAUAAGAGGAAUAAAACUCGACAUGCGACAGAGGGGAGACAAGGGCCCACCAAAUGGGAGCUACAGGAUGAUAGCCAGAGUGACACAGAAGGAGCAGAGGGGGGCUACGACCCCGUAAUCAAAAGCAUGUUGAGAAGAGCGGAGAAAAAAGGACGCACCCCAGGGAAAAAGACAAGAAUAAGGACAGAUGUAAGCGGUACGGAGAGCGGAAGCUGCGAGGACAGCUGGGGAGAGGAAUGCCCUGUGCCUACUUUACACUCCACCCCAGCUGCCAUGGAGGACUGGAGAAGGACCGCUUUAAGGAGCAUUGAAGCCAGAAAAAAACAAUGCUUGGAGGAGUUAGAAUGGAGCGUGGAACCAAGAGAGCAGGAGGAUCUAGAGGAACAGUUGCAAAAGUUAGAGGUGGCCAAGCUUGAGUUGAAAAAAGUGCCGUCCAAAAUGCUAGGGACCCCGUUUGGCCGGGAGCAAGAAUCGACCCGAGCAACCACAAUUCUGCCGGUGAUGGUGAGGGGACAACAACUGGAAUACAAGCCAUGGCAAAGCUCGGAUAUGUCAGCGGUCCUCGAGAAGUUGCCUACCAUCCAAGACGGAGCGCACCCGUGGAUCUCCAAGUUGGAGGAAUGUAUGGUGGGAACUCAGUUUGCAGUAGGAGACAUCAAGAGGCUAUUGGCCAACGUCGUAGGAGUUCAUGCCAUGAAAGACGUCUUGGGGAAGGCGGGUCUUCAACGCUUUGCCACAACGGCGGCAAAUGACUCUGAUCUGUUCGCAGCAGUCCGGGGCCAGAUGUGGGGAGCACUGAAGGCAGCGUACCCGACCAAUGUGAAUCCGGACAAUAUUGUAAUCGAGCCCCUGGGACCUGCAGAGAACCCCCGCUCGUACGUGGCGAGAGCUUAUCAGACUUGGAGACAUGUCACAGGGAAUGACCCCGACACAACCCGAAUGGAGAAAUCUAUCUUGCGAGGGAAGAUACAGAUGGGUCUGCCCCUGCCAGUGAGGAGCAAAUUGUCCGAGGUUGUGGGACUGGGGAGCAUGACCACUAAUGUGUUCACCGAUCACAUCGCGCAUCAAGUUGACUGGUUCAGGAAGAAAGAGCUGGCUCAAAAAGAACAAGAUCAGGAGGUGGUGAGAAGAUUGAACCAGGUGCAACUCGCGGACAGUAAAAAGGAGAAAAAGCAGAUGGUCAUGGGACAAACCCCACCCCAACAGAUCUUAUUGCAGCCCCCGCAGCCCGCUGGCCAACCACCGCAGGUGGCCAUGGCAGUGCCCGUCAGUCUGGCACCCCAAUGGGAGCACAACCAAACGCAGUCCUGGGGCACCAGGGGGCGUGGAGCCAGGGGAAGAGCAGGAAAGCCGAAACCCACAGGGGGCCCGGGACAGAGGUCUGACGCUUGCUAUAACUGUGGCCAAGUAGGACACUGGGUCCGCGACUGCAGCAUGCCCACAAGAGGAGGCUUUGGAGGGGGGUUCAGCCGCCAUCCCCCACAGCCCCAGGGCCCGGUAAACCCUUUCGGGGGCCCGGAACCUGGAUUCUAGGGGUGCCCGGUGGGCCCAGAGGGGGGAUGUCAGCUGGUAGUGUCAGGUCCGGAACGAGAGCCAACAAUAACAGUGAAAGUAAACGAUCAACCGUUGACAGCAAUGGUUGACAGCGGAGCGGCUUUCACUUGCGUCCGGCCCGAAGACGCUAUUCAUCUCCCCAUGUCCGGUCAUUUCGUAAGGACAAUAGGGUUCGAGGGUAUAAAACAGCUGAUCCCGUCCACGAGACCAGUAAAGCUCUGCUGGAAAGAUCGAACAAUAAACAUACCAGUUUUGGUGUCGGACCGUACCCCCAUUGCCCUCCUAGGCAGAGACGCCCUGUGCAGAUUGAACUGCACCAUAAAGUGUUCUCCUGAUGGUUGUGUGGUCGAGGUCCCACACGAGACAUGCCAUAAGGUGCUGAUGCAGUCAAAACUCGGAGAAAGUAUGCCUACAGUGUACUGGAUCGGUGACAUCAGCAAUGACCUGUUGAAACCUUUCAGGAAAUGGGAAAGGUUCAUUUAUGCCAACACCUAUGGAGCAAAGGUCCCCGAAUAUCCGUAUCACUGCACGCUCCAGUACACCAAAGACUCAACACAGGCCCAAGCGGAAGAGUGGUUGCAGCGACAACCCCACGAAGUGCAACUAAACGGGACUUGCAUCGUCCUGGGACCACAGGGAGUGGCCAUGAAGAUGCACAAUGACGGAUACCUCAACAAGGAAUUCAAAGUCAAGGACAGCGUCCCCCACGUGACCUUGAUGGUGUCGGAGGACUGUGUGCAACAAAAUGUGGGAGAGAUGAUGUUGGAAGCGGAGACACUCAAAUUUGUCCCACUAAAGGAGAACAAUGCUCUGUGGGUGAGUGAUGAUAGACGAUUUAUGAAGAUCAUGAUUUCAGCACAAGGAUACGGGCAACCUCAAACGGUGCAGCUGUCGCACGAAUCCGUCCUCAGUGUGGCAGCGGACCGUCUACAGGAGGAGAUGCUACAACAGGUGCCCGAGCAUGUGUGGUCACGCCAUGGUACGGACAUUGGACUCGUAAAGUCAGCGCAACCAGUGAGAGUGGAUCUUCGACCUGGCUGCAAGCCUCCGUGGAAACCACAGUACCCACUGAAGGAGGAAGCAGUGCGGGGGAUUGAGACACAGAUUGAAGGACUGCUUGUGGCAAACGUGUUGACAAUUACACAAACGCCUCUUAGCAACACGCCAAUAUUGCCGUUGAAAAAGCCAGACAAUUCCCACCGGCUGGUACAUGAUCUUCGGGCGGUGAACGAGGUGGUGGUUGAUAGAGUGGCCGAUGUACCAGACCCACACACCUUGCUGACACAAAUCCCACCUGACGCGGAAUGCUUCACGGUGGUGGACUUGUGUGGCGCUUUUUUCAGCGUCCCACUCAGCCGCGAAUCGCAAGGACUUUUUGGUUUUACAUUUAAGGGUCAGUUCUAUCAGUACCAGAGACUUCCGAUGGGCUAUAAGCAUAGCCCCCAUGUGUUCAACAAGGUGCUAAGAGAUGAUCUUGAAGGGUUGGAACGACAGGUGCAGAGCACCGUCCUUCAAUAUGUGGAUGACAUUAUUGUCUGUGCAUCAGACGUCGAGACGUGUCACAAAGAUUCGAUCAAAUUGUUGCAAAUUCUCGCGGAGAAGGGCCACAAGGUGUCACAGAAAAAACUCCAAUACUGCCAAUUGCAGGUGGACUAUUUGGGCCAGAAAAUAUCGCGCGGAUUGAGACGUAUUUCGGAUGGCCAUUUGGAGGCUAUAAGAACGGCCCCGAAGCCCAGAACUGUCAGGCAGAUGUUAACGUUUCUGGGCAUCGCGGGUUAUUCAGCCUCCUGGGUGGAGGAAUACGCUAAAUUAGUGGGGCCUCUGAGGGCCAUGAUCAAAGACACAGGCAAUAAUGAACUCCACGCAGUGCUAGACUGGACACAGGAUGGCCACAUAGCAUUUGAAACCAUCAAGGCGAGAUUGCAGGAGGCUCCGGCUUUGGCUUUACCGGAUUACUCAAAGAAUUUUGUCUUAUUUACGUCCGCCUCGGCGGGGGGUAGGUUUGCGUGUGCAGUCCUCUGCCAGCCUACAGGGACCGGGUCCGGACCCCAACCUGUAGCCUACUACUCAACAUCUUAUUCCGAGGUGGAGAUGGGACUGCCACCUUGUUAUCGAAUGAUGGUGGGAGUCUAUUUGAUGUAUGAUAAAGCCUCAUCCGUCACGAUGGGCUAUCCUGUGACCAUUCUCACUCAUCAUAGCCUUCGGACUCUUCUGAAUCAUGGGAAGUACACCUUGACAGAGUCCCGACUCAGAGACUAUUACAGGCUCUUGGAGCAAGAGGAUGUCACUCUGGCAAGGUGUACUACAGUUAACCCAGCUGACUUUUUGCCAACUUCAGAGGACGGUGAGCCCCAUGAUUGCGUACAUGAGGCGGAAAGGUUUUCCAGAUUGCGGUCAGAUUUACAAGCCAUCCCCCUGGGGGAGGCGGAUUUAGAACUCUGGACGGACGGCUCCUGUUAUCGAGUCGGGGAGGCUUUGUGCGCGGGCUACGCGGUCAUCCAAGCGCACGGGGCAGAAUUUGUGACAAUUAAGGCCGAGGUCAUACCGCAGCCGGCAUCAGCACAACUUGCUGAAUUGGUGGGGUUGACGGAGGCGUGCUUGCUCGCGGAGGGAAAAAGAGUCACAGUCUACACAGACUCGGCAUACGCACAUAGUGUGUGCCACUUGUUUGGGGCGGUGUGGAGAAAUCGGGGGUUUAAAAAGACCGACGGUUCUCCCAUACAACAUCAGGCUCAGAUAUUGAAGCUGCUAGAUGCAAUGAUGAGGCCUAGCGAGAUAGCCAUCGCGAAAUGUGCGGCCCACAAGUCAGAUGCGUCCAGAGUCACACAAGGUAAUAGACUGGCAGAUGAAGCGGCCAGGGCUAUAACGAAGGGUGAUCGAACCGACAAAACCUUGCUGGUCACACACGAGGUUGACCUUGAGGACAAGGUCACGCUCCGUGAUGUGACCCUGAUGCAAGAGGCAGUCAGUCCGAUCGACAAACAUUUGUGGGUGUCAAGGGGGGCGUGCCGGGGCCCAGACGGGGUGUGGAGAAACCACGAGGGCUUGGUGGUGGCGCCGCCGGAUUUGUUGGGCCUGCUAAUACAAGAGGCACAUGGGCUAGCCCACGUGUCAAGGGGGGAGGUGAAGCGAAAAAUAACAGCAGAAUAUGGUUUUUGGGCGCCAUAUUUGCUCGAACAAAUCGAUCACGUCAUCGGAAAAUGUGUAAUCUGCUUAAAAAACAACGUGAGGCGAGGGGUAGCUACCCCCACGGGUUACAUCCCGACUCCAAACGGCCCCAUGAGGGAACUGGUGGUGGAUUUUGUCGACAUGAUCCAAUCGGUCGAGGGGAAAAGGUACAUGUUAGUGGUCGUAGACCGGUUUUCCAGAUGGCCGGAGGCGUGUCCGACUAAACGAAAAGAUGCUCAGUCUGUUGCCAAGUUUCUGUGCCGCGAAGUCAUCUGCCGAUGGGGGCUUCCGGAUAGGAUUUCGUCGGACAACGGGAAAGAGUUUGUGGACAAAACGGUCAAGUUAAUUCUUCAAAAAUUGGGAAUCAAACAGCGGCUAGGGGCCGUAUAUCACCCACAAAGCCAAGGCAUUUGCGAGAAAAUGAACGGCGUUCUAAAAACCAGAAUUUCCAAAAUUUGCCAACAUACGGGCUUGAAUUGGAUAGCUGCCUUGCCACUGGCACUAAUGGUAUGCAGGUCAAGUGCACUUCGCGACUUGCACUUGACCCCUCACGAGUUGGUUACCGGGAGACGCAUGCCGUCACCGUGUCUGCGCACCAGUGGCAAAGGCCCAAGCCUGUCAAUUUUGGAGAACGAAAUGAAGGCCUAUGUCAAACAUCUAACCACAGUACAUAGGAACAUUUCCACCUAUGUUGUCGACAGGCAAAAACAAGAAGAAGUGCAAGAGAGACUCGAAGCGAACGCUAAAGACACAGUCCAGCCAGGGGACAAGGUGUACGUGAAAGUGUUUCGCCGAAAGUGGUUCAACGAAAGACGGCAGGGGCCAUUUGAAGUUGUGCGCUGUACAGGGACGGCGGUGCAAGUCAAAGGCUCACCGACGUGGUACCACCUGACACACUGCGUCAAGGUGCCCGAGGACAAAGAGCCCCGAGGAGCGAGUCGCUGCUGCGACCACCCAGAACGGCCACCGGAACGAGAGUCACCAGAGGACCGACAUCGUGAGGUUGAAAGGCACGACCAAGAUGUGGAUGCUGUUGGGCCUGCAGCUCCUGUGCCUGGCGGAGUCAGGGUCAAUGCAACCAAUGCCCGGGAGGGCCGACAGUUCGACUGCAUCGAUCUCGGCGACGCACCCAACGCAGCCGGGAGCGACGCCCCACAGUGCGGUACGACCAAGUCAAGGGCGGCCGGACGGGGCCCCCUCGGUGGACAAGGUCGUACGGCGGAACGAAACGACAGACGUCCAGUCCGCCGCAGAGUCCGACCGAGACGUUACGUGGAGCAGUGUUGA
Messenger RNA from Syngnathus typhle (broad-nosed pipefish), 7584 nucleotides. RefSeq lists its product as uncharacterized. Gene Ontology annotation, biological process: proteolysis; DNA integration. The record is from RefSeq and is a predicted model, not a curated record. NCBI's taxonomy places the organism in Eukaryota, Metazoa, Chordata, Actinopteri, Syngnathiformes, Syngnathidae. Gene Ontology annotation, molecular function: aspartic-type endopeptidase activity; RNA-DNA hybrid ribonuclease activity; nucleic acid binding. Bases 3211 to 7584 code for a protein of 1457 amino acids. The transcript has 2 exons.